This is a messenger RNA of Staurois parvus, 477 nucleotides long. Lineage: Eukaryota; Metazoa; Chordata; Amphibia; Anura; Ranidae. The record is from the annotation of a GenBank genome assembly.
GGCGGGCGCCGGACCCCCAGGCGGAGCGACAGGUCUCGGGCCCUCAAGCGGAGCGGCGGGCGCCGGACCCCCAGGCGGAGCGACAGGUCUCGGACCCUCAGGCGGAGUGGCGGGCGCCGGACCCCCAGGCGGAACGACAGGUCUCAGGCCCCCAGGCGGGGCGGCGGGCACCGAGUCACCAGGCACAACCCGGGCACCGCGUCAUCUGGCAAGGCAGUGGGCUCCGAGUCAACUAGUAUGACCGCGGGCACUGGGUCAGACAUUGGAUCGUCUGGCUGGACAGCGGGCACUGGGUCACCAGGCAUCAGGUCAUUUGGCUCGACAGCGGGCACCGCGUCAUCUGGCAAGGCAGUGGGCUCCGAGUCAACAGGCACGACAGUGAGCACCGGGUCAUCAGGUACCGGAUUGUCUGGCUCGACAGCGGGCACUGGGUCACCAGGCAUCAGGUCAUUUGGCUCGACAGCGGGCACCGGAUCA